Guillardia theta CCMP2712 is the source of this 531-nucleotide messenger RNA. RefSeq lists its product as hypothetical. NCBI's taxonomy places the organism in Eukaryota, Cryptophyceae, Pyrenomonadales, Geminigeraceae. The transcript is spliced from 4 exons. Bases 1 to 531 code for a protein of 176 amino acids. The record is from RefSeq and is a predicted model, not a curated record.
AUGCAGUCUGCAGUCCUCCUGGCUCUGGCAUGUGCCGGAACCGCCAGCGCUUUUGCUCCCAGCUCUUCCCUCCCCAACAGCAUUGCCUCUGCACGACCCUCUUCUUUGUGCAGCUUGAGAAUGCAGUCAAGGGAGGUAGAUCUGCUUGAACGAGUUGAGACGCUGAAGGUGCUGAGUGCUGUGAGCAAAGCCGGGGUUCUCAGCAAGGUUGAAAAAUCUGGACUCCUAAGCAAGUUGGAAAAAUCUGGAGCGCUGUCGAAGGCCGAGGAAUUGCUUCCGCUUUUGGAUGAUUAUCGCGUGAUCUCACUGACAAAGAAGAUUGUCAGCGUGUCACCGGGAACGCUUUACUUCUAUGCGAUGCUUGCCUUGGGCGCCGACGCUGCUGUAAUCGCUGGCGUACCUGACAACAGUGGCGCGCUCAUUGCUGCUCAAGUAGCAACGACCGUUGCAAUCCUUCCCCUUGUUGGAGCUCUCAUCGUCGGAGGAAAGAUCAACUCAAUCAUCCAGGGGAAUGAGCCACUCAAGCUUUGA